Molecule: messenger RNA, 2742 nt
Organism: Leptomonas pyrrhocoris
Lineage: Eukaryota; Euglenozoa; Kinetoplastea; Trypanosomatida; Trypanosomatidae
Exons: 1
Coding region: 112-2742 (876 amino acids)
Source: RefSeq, a predicted model, not a curated record
GGAGACAACUCCACUUGAGGUCUGGCAAGCCCUUCUCUGGGCACAGGUAAAAGGAGAAUCAUCUUCGUAUUAGCCUCCGUACAAUACUCUUUGAAGAAAGAAACAGAGCCGAUGUACUCGCCUUACGAUGCUGCGUACGGUCACGACACGACGUACAUCCAGCGGAUGACAGUUGAGGAGUAUGUGAAGGAGCUGCAGGAGGAAGAGGCGGAUAUUCGAGGUCAGAGUCCGUCGCCGCACACGAGCACCCCCGCACUGUCGCAGGAAAACAAGGACGUUUCGGGCAAGGCUUCGCCCAGCUCAGUACCGCACCCGCAGCAAAAGCGCGGCACACGUCCGUACGAGCAGCGCCGCGCCGCCCUGUCCUCACGCAACCCGAAUGUAGUCUUUUCUUCCAAGUACCCCAUGUACGACCGCCUCGGUCGCGAGCUUUGCGUGGCCUACCAGUUUCAGGAUAUGGCGGUGCAGCAGGAACUGCGUCGGUUAGAGUUGGAGCACGGGCACGGCGAGUACGACACCCGUCGCUCCGGCGUGCGGCUGAGCGCGGAGCUGCCGAUGGGCUCUGAUGACACCACCGCGCGGCCGGGGUCGUUGACGGAGACGCAGCCGCCAUCCCUCACCGAGGGCCGCGAGACCGCCUUCUCGGACGAGGCGUCACGACUGGUCCGGCCGAGUCACAUAGACGGCGACAGCCUCGCCGACAUUGAGGUGUCCGCCACGUCGCACUACCUGUCCGUCUCGGCCAGCCACACAUCCUCGCAGCCGGCGUCGGUGCGGCCGUCGGAGUUCUCGAUUUUCCGUGAGAGCGGUGGCGUCGUGGCGGUCGGGCGCGGAGUCGUGGGGAAAGCGCGCAGCAGCGUCCCUGUUCGUGCGGUUGCAGAAGAGGACAAAAUCCUUCUUCACCGCGAGACGGGCGGCGGCCCACUCCGAGCGAUCUCGUCACCGUCCACAUUUGUCCACCGUGACGGCGACACAGGCGAAGGCCGGCGGUCGGAGUGGCGGCGUCGAUCGGAGAAGCGACGCCGCAGCCGCAGCAGCGGUGGCCGCCUUAGUCGUGUCCGUUUUGUCAGCGAAGAGCGCGAGGAGAGUGCAGCCGAGACAGCAGCAGCACGCGCCAACGCGAAGCCUAUGUCGGAGCAACAGCAGACGACACGCGUACCAGGAGCUGCAGCUCCCCUCCCCCGACGCCUGCCCACGCCACCACCGGUGCCUCUCUCCGACCCCGACCAGACGCGGUCGGAGGACGCCGCCCCGGAGGAGGCGACGCGCUGGACGACGCUGUCACGCGGCUCGGCCGCCGUGCGCGCCACGAAGCAGCUCUUUCGCAGCACAACGCACUCGGCCAACGCGUCUCGCAUGACGACCACCCUCACGUACCCCGAGCCCAUCCCGAGCAACGUUUACGGCCUCACCGCCCCUGCGAUACCAGCCGGUAAGGUGCGCGACGCGGUGGAGCGAAAUGUGGCGGCGUGUGCGGCUGCUCUGCCGCAGCAGUACACGCACGGUGUCGGCGCAGAAAUCGGCGACGACGGUCACCGCCGCGACACGCCGGAGUUGCAGUGCGGGUCGGUAGUGCAGCUGGGGAAGGAGUGGUACCGGCUGGUGCACUUUCACGUCGUGGCGGAGGUGUACGAGGCGGUGCGGGUGGACGCUCCAGUUGCGCCUGCAACCCCUUCUGUAUCCGGCCAGAACGGAGACGCUGCGCACGGCGAUGACGGUCACGAACAGACAAGAGAAACCGAUACAGGCGUCGGUGGUAAGGAUGUCGAGGCUGAAACGAACGCUACCUCAUUCACGGAAAGAAAAGAGGGCGAGGAGCAGGGAAAAGCUUCGACUCCAUCGCUAGCUCCUCUUACGUCACGUGAAGAGCAGGCGCCAACGCUCUUUGCGACAGAAACGGAGCCUUCUUCAGCUUCAGUCCAGAAAGACCUUUCAGCAUCGCAGCAGGAACAAGAACAGGAACUGGAGCUGCAGCAGCGGCAGUUUUUUGUAUACCGGUGGCGUGCAGGGAGUCUUUCGCGUGGCGUCGACGAGGCCCGCCGUGCCGCCUUGGGCCUGUCCCUCUGUGCCCCCAACGUCCACGUCACUGGCUUCGACUACGCGGACGGCGGUGGCAUCACACUCGUCACACUGCCGGCCGGCUAUCAUGCCGUGCCCCUCAGCGCGCUUCCGCUCUCGCUGCGCAGCUACACCACGCUGUUGCGCACCGUGCUGAAGGCGCUGUCAGCGAUGGUGGCCCGCCGCACCGUCCACGGCAACGUCGCCGCGCUGGGGGAUCUGUUCCUGGUGUUGCCAGUCGUGGACAAUCUGCUGCGCACGCCAGAGGCCAGCACCGUGUCACCGCGGCACGACAGCAGUGGGGAUCGCAUAGAGGCCAAGUUGCGAGAGCCUUUUAUCGUCAUGUUCCACUGGGAGCACUGGGUGGACUUCGGCAUGUACGUCGACCGCAAUGCAGGGCGAGCGAUACCGUUUGACUUUGAAGACAGCGCAUCCCAGGCCCUUGUUUUCUACAGUAAAGAUUUGAUGACUGGCCUGCAGCUGUUCCUCGAGCACACUCUGGCGGCGAAGCUUACGUCGGAGCAGUACAUCCUUUUGCAGAAACUGAUCGUGUUGGCCGCUGAGCCGACGCCAGUGGCGAGCCAUUUGAUCCAGUUAAAGAACUUGAUGCUGACGCUGCCGACCGACACCGCUUCUCUGCAGAGGAGCUUUGAAGCUGCUUUGGUGCACUACACUGUAGAAUAA